This is a messenger RNA of Drosophila suzukii, 3068 nucleotides long. Lineage: Eukaryota; Metazoa; Arthropoda; Insecta; Diptera; Drosophilidae. The record is from RefSeq and is a predicted model, not a curated record.
UAAGUGCAUUGACCUAGUAUGUAGUGGGUUUACUCAUCGCGCGGAAGAAUCUGGUUCGGUCCCACCGGCGAACAAAUUGAAAUUGUGCCUGGACGCGCUAGUGAGAAUUGACAAAAUGCGCCAGCAGUGCGGCCGUGUGUACACCUGGAACUGUGCCGGUGAGCUCUAUGGCAUCGAGUGUUCUCUGUGCGAGGAGCGGCCCUUGUGCGCCCUUUCCGAAUUUGCGGAGCACAUGAACGUGUGGCACACCGAUUGGCAGGCGCCUGAAGCCGACAGCCAUGAAGCUUCCUUAUUCGGAGCCGUUCCCGAGGAUGAUCUCAUGCAGGAGGUGCUGGCGGAGCAGCGAACCAGUGGCGAAGAUAAUGAACUUAAGGAACAAAUUGUGCUACAAUUAAAUGCAAUAGAGGAUACCGUGUUUCCUGGUCAACCAGAAGAAAACUUGGCACAAGUAGAUGAAGUAACAGACGGAAUGAGAGGCGCUGGCAACAAUUUUGUAAAAGAAGAAGAUGCAGAAUCCCAUCCAAUUCCAGAUUCCACCGUGCAGGAAAUAUUACCCGUUCCGGAGGGCCAGCGACUCACGACACAGCAUGUGCAUCGCCUGAUCGAGCUGUACCAUUUGGAACCUCGCCUCUGGAACCAAGCGCAUAAACAGUUCCACAACAUGGCACUGUGCCGCGAGUCCUGGAAGCGGAUAACGGAUGCCUGGAAUGCGUACUGCGGCCGCAGCUUUAGCGUUACGGACGUUCGGAUUCGGGUGUCAACCCUGUGUCAGAGAUUUCUCAAGCAACGGGAGCGUUUAGAGGCGGAUGGCGAAAUGGAUGAUGCCGUCAAGUUCGCGCACUUUGACCAACUGAGCUUCCUGUGCGAACAGCAAUCGCUGUUAAAACGGCAACGUCAUUAUGUCCGGGAGAACCGCAGGCUACUGGAGCUAUACGAGCACUAUCCGGUUUUAUGGCACAAUGCACAUAAGCGUGUGCGUUGCGUGAAUACCGUGCGCCAAAGACAAGACGCUCACCUGGAUCUACAGUUGGCAUUGAGGCUAUCAGGAAUUAGCCUGUCCACCGUGGUUAUCCAGCGACGCUUGCAAUCGUUGCGAAAACGCUAUCGCAUGGAGAAGAUAAGCUAUCUGCAAAGUGUGGUCGAGGGUAAACAAGCAGAGUUUGUAUCCAGUUUCGAGCACUACACGGAAAUGGAAUUCCUGCACAAGCAUAUCGAUCCAUAUGUGUGUGCUGUGUGCGGGAAGAUCUUUGAGAACCUGAUGGGUCACCAAACACAUGUCAAGAGCAGCUGUGAGGUGAUGAUAAAUGGUAAGGAAGAGAAACACGGGGAGAAUCAGCAGCUGAAAAAACACUUAAGGGAUGAUUUAAAUGAAAAUAUGGAGCUAGCUGAAAAGGUUACAAAACAAACAGUUGUUUUUUUAAAGAAAAAGCUUGGGGAACCCGCUAUUGACACUUUAUUGGUGGAUGAUCCUCCAGAGAAGCAUCCCACAGAUUCGCAAGAUCCCCGUCCGCUUAGCCUGGCUGAGGCCUGUCACGUUAUCGAAUUGAAAGAUCCCAUAGAUCCGGAUACCUCCUCAAACGUUAUUGAUAAUAAUACCGCAGGCCGAAAACUACGUCUUCGUUUGAGUUUUUCAGAAACGCAAGACCUUAUCCGACAGUACCGAUCCCACAUGUGCCUAUGGGAUCCCAAUCACCUUGACUACCAUUCCCGCAGACAACGUAGACUGGCCUGGCAAGCCAUUACGAAGGAGAUGAACUCGAAAGAGAGAAAACGAUUUACCCCGAAGAUGUUGCACCGUAAAAUCACGGAUUACACGAAGUACUACCGCAUGGAGAAAGAAAAAAAAAACGAGGAAGUAUCCUCCAAUUGGAACCUGUUUGAGGAACUCCGCUUCCUGGAUGAAGCACUGCCCAUCAGCAGCGAGAUGCAGAGGACCCUAAACCAACGGGAAAGCAAUAUGAAGAUAAUAGCUGUAUACCAGGGCUAUGCGCAGCUCUGGUGCACUGAUCACCCGGAUUACACUAAACGAAGGCAGCGAAAACGACAACUGGAAUCCUUAUGCACCAGACUGCAAGAAGAAUUUAAUCUUCAAAUGACGGUGGAACGGCUUAAGAGUCGCCUUACUGAAUUCCGUUGCCAGUACCGCCAUUGCAAGGAGGCCCGAAUGGAGGCCCAAAAGAAAUCGGAAUCAUGGACCCCUAACUACGAGUAUUAUGAACCGUUGCGCUUUCUGGAGCUUCACGUGGCUCCCUUCCAGUGUCCGAGUUGUCCGGCAUCUUUUAAGAGACGAUCAGAUUACCUACAGCACGAGAGGAAUGUUCAUGGCGAUGUGGAAAAGUCACUGAACGGGGAGUUUUAUUAUAUGAAGCACCGCAAAAGUAGGAAAAUUAACGAUGAGCAGCAGGAUCCGGACCUGGCAAACAUAUGUCACAUUUGUGGACUGAAGUUUUCGCUGAGGAAUAGCCUAUUGGCCCAUUUGCGUCGUCACCUGGGCCAGAGAGCCCACGCCUGCACAGACUGCCCUAAAAAGUUCUUUAGCUCGAAUGCUUUGCGGGUCCACCAGAGAAGUCACACCAAAGAACUGCCCUACGUUUGCGAGCAUUGCGCCAGAGGAUUUGUGAAUGCUAGCAAGUUGAAUCAGCAUGUCAAGCGCCACCGAAACCAGCGCGACUUUCCCUGUAAUAGAUGCGAUAAAGCUUUUUUUACGGCCCAUGAAAGGGACCGACAUUUACGAGCUCAUCUUAACAUUCGAGACAAAGUGUGUCCAUACUGCUCGCGGGCCUUUGUGGUUGGAAGUGCCUACUACGCCCAUUUAAACCUCCAUCGCAACGAAAAGCGCUACUCAUGCGCAUCCUGUGGCAAGCGGUUUGCCCAAUACGCCGGGCUUUACAAGCACCGCAGGCGAUGUCUACCAGCAGAAGUCAUAGAGGUGUGAUCCUUACGAGGGAAUCUCCUUUGCUUAAUUUUAUAAAAAUAUCCCCACAAAAUGUCUUUAAACUCUCAAUGUUUUUGAAUAAAUAAAAGAACGCGGGACCGAUUUUGUAUGAACCGACGAUUCAAAAACCAAA